Messenger RNA from Lolium rigidum, 1768 nucleotides. RefSeq names its product pre-mRNA-splicing factor SLU7. Gene Ontology annotation, cellular component: spliceosomal complex. Lineage: Eukaryota; Viridiplantae; Streptophyta; Magnoliopsida; Poales; Poaceae. Gene Ontology annotation, molecular function: pre-mRNA 3'-splice site binding. Bases 1 to 1608 code for a protein of 535 amino acids. The transcript is spliced from 9 exons. Gene Ontology annotation, biological process: mRNA splicing, via spliceosome. The record is from RefSeq and is a predicted model, not a curated record.
AUGGCGACGGCUUCAGUAUCUUUCAAGUCUCGUGAGGACCACAGGAAGCAGCUCGAGCUCGAGGAGGCGCGUAAGGCGGGGCUAGCCCCUGCCGAACUCGACGAGGAUGGGAACGAGAUUAACCCUCACAUCCCGCAGUACAUGUCCUCGGCCCCAUGGUACCUUAACGCCGAGAAGCCGAGUUUGAAGCAUCAGAGGAAAUGGAAGUCGGACCCGAACUACACCAAGGCGUGGUACGAUAGGGGUGCCAGGCUUUACCAAGCAAACAAAUACAGGAAAGGCGCUUGCCAAAACUGUGGAGCCAUGACUCAUGACAAGAAGUCGUGCAUGGAGCGGCCUCGGAAUGUUGGAGCUAAAUGGACUAACAUGGAUAUAGCUCCAGAUGAGAAAGUGGAGUCGUUUGAACUUGAUUACGAUGGCAAGCGUGAUCGCUGGAACGGUUACGAUACGUCGACCUACAGUCGUGUUAUCCUAGAUUAUGAAGCUAGAGAAGAGGCCAGGAAGAAGUUCCUGAAGGAACAACAGCUCAAGAAACUUGAGGAGAAGGACGGUGAGCAGGAUGGUGAGAAUGCGGGCAGCGAAGAGGAUGAAGAGGAUGGCCUCAAGAUAGAUGAGGCCAAAGUUGACGAGAGUGCUCAAAUGGAUUUCGCUAAGGUGGAAAAGCGUGUGCGCACAACAGGCGGUGGAAGCACUGGAACUGUGAGGAAUUUGCGUAUUAGAGAAGACACUGCAAAGUAUCUUCUCAAUCUCGAUGUCAACUCUGCGUAUUAUGAUCCAAAAACCCGUUCCAUGCGUGAGGAUCCUUUGCCAGAUGCAGACCCCAACGAUAAAUUCUAUGUGGGUGAUAACCAAAAUAGACAAAGUGGACAAGCUCUGGAGUUCAAACAACUCAAUGUCCAUGCGUGGGAAGCUUUUGACAAGGGGCAGGAUUUCCAUAUGCAAGCAGCCCCAUCUCAAGCUGAACUACUUUUCAAGAGUUUCUUGGUCAAGAAGGAGAAGCUGAAAUCUGAAGGCAAGGACAAAAUUAUGGAGAAGUAUGGGAAUGCUGCAUCUGAAGAACCAAUCCCUCGCGAGCUUCUUCUUGGGCAAAGUGAGAAAGAGAUUGAGUACGACCGGACUGGCCGCAUAAUUAAGGGACAGGAUAUAGCUCUUCCUAAGAGCAAAUACGAAGAGGAUGUGUUAAUUAAUAACCACACAACAGUGUGGGGUUCAUGGUGGAAAGAUCAUCAAUGGGGCUAUAAAUGCUGUAAGCAGACUAUCAAAAAUAGUUACUGCACAGGAUUGGCUGGAAUUGAGGCUGCUGAAGCAUCAGCUGAUUUGAUGAAGGCAAACAUGGCACGCAAGGAGGCUGCUGAAGAGGAACCUGCACGACAAGAAGAAAAGAAACUAGCCACUUGGGGAACAGAUAUUCCUCAGGAUCUUGUUCUCGACCAGAAGUUGCUUCAGGAAUCCCUAAAGAAGGAGGCCACAAGGAAGAAGGAAGAGAUGGACGAGAGAAAGAGGAAGUACAACGUGAAGUGGAAUGACCAGGUCACUGCGGAAGAUAUGGAGGCCUACCGUAUGACGAGGGUCCGCCACGAUGAUCCUAUGAGAGAUUUUCUCAAUUAGCUGUUUAUAUGUCACUAUGUCAGUUGUUUUGCCUUGUUACUGCAAGCAUGUGUAAUGCAAGUGUACGCUAUGAUCGUGUGAUGUGCAAAGCAGAACUAAGUUUGUUCUUGUUCGUUCUUGCCAACUUGUUAACCAUGACAUACGCAAAUCUAUAUUGAUA